Molecule: messenger RNA, 1185 nt
Organism: Punctularia strigosozonata HHB-11173 SS5
Lineage: Eukaryota; Fungi; Basidiomycota; Agaricomycetes; Corticiales; Punctulariaceae
Gene: MnP2
Product: manganese peroxidase
Exons: 5
Coding region: 1-1185 (394 amino acids)
Biological process (GO): response to reactive oxygen species; hydrogen peroxide catabolic process; cellular response to oxidative stress
Molecular function (GO): heme binding; peroxidase activity
Source: RefSeq, a predicted model, not a curated record
AUGGCUUUUGCGUCGCUCCUCUCUCUUGUUGCGCUCGCCGCGAUCACUCGAGCUGCCCCUACCAGUAACUCUGCGGUCUGCUCCGACGGCACCACUGUCAGCAACGCAGCCUGCUGCGCGUUCAUCCCGCUAGCCCAGGAUCUGCAAGAGAAUGUCCUCGAAAACGAGUGCGGUGAAACUGCCCACGAGAUCAUCCGUUUGAUGUUCCACGAUGCCAUUGGUAUCAGCCAGAGCCUCGGUCCUUCAGCUGGCACCGGUGCUGACGGCUCAGUCCUACUGUUCCCGACGGUUGAGCCCGAGUUCUUCGAGAACGACGGUAUCUCCGACAGCGUCAACAACCUGCUGCCGUUCCUGCAGAGGCACGACGUCACCGCCGGCGACCUCGUCCAGUUCGCUGGCGCUGUAGCGCUGACCAACUGCCCCGGCGCACCGCGCAUCCAGUUCCUCGCCGGUCGCCCGAACGCGACUCAUCCGUCUAUCAACGGCCUCGUGCCCGAGCCGCAGGACAGCGUCGACACCAUCCUCGGCCGCUUCGCGGACGCGGGCAACUUCUCGGCGUUCGAGGUGAUCUCCCUCCUGGCCUCGCACAGCAUCGCCCGCGCAGACAAGGUCGACCUCGCCAUCGACGCCGCUCCCUUCGACUCCACUCCGUUCGUGAUGGACACUCAAAUCUUCCUCGAGGUCCUGCUCAAGGGUGUCGGCCUUCCCGGACCCGGCAACAGCUCCGCUGAGGUGCCCUCACCCCUCCCCGUCGGCAGCGGGAACGACACGGGCGAACUCCGCCUCCAGUCAGACUUCGCCCUCGCCCGCGACAAUCGCACUGCCUGCUUCUGGCAAGGGUUCGUCAACCAACAGGAUUUCAUGGCCAGCAGCUUCAGUGCCGCAGUCGCCAAGCUCGCGGUGCUCGGCCAGAACGUGGAAGAGCUCAUCGACUGCUCCGACGUCGUCCCGCCCGCUAGCACCGUCGCUGUCGCGCCCGCUUCUUUCCCGGCCACCAAGGGUCCGGCCGACCUGGAGAUCGCCUGUGACGCCCGGACGUUCCCCACCCUCACACAGGACCGUGGCGCCACCGAGACGUUGAUCCCUCACUGCCCCGACGGCAGCCAGAUUUGCCCCGACAACGACACGCCAGGGCCCGCCACCGACAACGAUGACCCCAGCACCGACCCUGGCACCAUCAACUAG